GCAAGGUCAACCAAUGCUAGCAGCAUGUGGUCGUAAAUGGCAUCCGGCUUGCUUUGUCUGUGUCAAAUGCCGCAAGCCCUUCCCGGAUGGCGCCUUUGUCGACGUCAAGUCCGCUCCGUUCUGUGCCUCAUGCUAUUCGGCUCAUCACGGGGAGCCGUGCAAGCGAUGCGGGAAGACUGUGCUCGGCUCCAUGUUGCGAGCAUGUGACAAUGCCUUUCAUCCGGCCUGUUUCGUCUGUUUCGGCUGUGGCAAGCCUUUUGCCGGUGGCGCGUACUUUGCCCUCGAGGGCGCGCCGUAUUGCCGAGCCGACUACGACGCGCUCGUCGCCCGCCAGUGUGUCGCCUGCGGACUUGUCAUCCGCGAUCCGAAUCCUGUUGCAGUCCGGGCGGGCCUCUUCCACGUCGCUUGCUUCAAGUGCCGCAUGUGCAAGGCCGAGCUUCCGCGCGGGCCGAGUUUGAGGACACCAAGAUUGGUGCGCUCUGUGACGCGUGCUCGGUCAAUCAUCGUAACUCGGUCCACGUCUCGGCCAUGGGCGGUGCGCCGGUGACGGCAUCAGCCUCGACCGGCCGCCGCAAGUCCAAGCCGCGGAUUCGGGCUACCGGUGGUAAGCGGCGCAAGCGCAUCACACCCCUGGCGUCGGUCGCCAUCCCACUCGCGCUCGUUGCCUCUGAGCCGUCAACCAAGGUCCUCCGAACCCAAUGUGUCAAGGUGUGUGCGGACGCCAAGGAUGCACAGGCGACAUUCAUCGACGCGCUCGACGAGCUUGUUCCGCUUGUGGAACCCAGCUCCUCCGCUGAGCUACUGCCGGCCACUGUCCACACCAUCAAGCUGCUGAAGACGCUACUCGCGGUGCUUGAUGACGGCCCGCCGGGCUUCAACACCUACGAGCUGUCAUCGCUGGCGUCGGCGACGCUGGUUGUGGCCAAGACUGCUAUUGUGGCAGCUCGCGGCGACGAACCGCAUGCAUCGGACGGCGAGGUCGUCGAGAGCGCCGUCCCCACCUCGUCUUUUACCGCGCUCAAGGCCCAGCUCUCGCGGCUGCGCACCUGCGCAUGCGCGACGGUCGACAACUUUGGCAUGCAUGUGGCGAGUGCGCUGCAGCGGGCGGUGAUCAAUGCCGUCAACGCCGCAGGCACAAAUCCGCUGGUCGAGACAGUAUCGCUGAGCGUGUGCGGAGGGAAAAAGUCUGUGGUCCCCAACCCGCUGGAGAUGGUUUUUCACGUCGCGCCGGCAUCCGAGCCGUCGACAUAUCGCGACUAUGCCGAGCUGUUUCUCAUCCCGCUCGACACGCUGAACGGCGACGAGUACGUGCGACAAGAGGUCAUGUUCGAGUUUGUCUCGUCCGAGGUGCAGUUUGUGACCGACCUCGAGCUGCUGAUCAACGUCUUUGCACACCCACUCCGCGAGUUGCCCGAGGUUCUGGAGAGCGAAAUGACGGCCUCGAUCUUUGCCAACGUCGACGACCUGCUCACAUUGCACACGGCGCUCCUCGCCGAUCUACAGGCGCGGCAGCUGAGCGCGCCGACGGUCGGCGCCAUUGCAGACAUCCUUGUCCCACAUAUCCGCGCCCUCGCUGCAGCCUACUCUGAGUACUGCGGCAACCACCCACGCUCGAUCUCGAACCUUAAGCGGGCAUGUCUCGGGCGGACCGGAUCCAAACUGCGCAGGUUUCUGGACGAAGUGGGCGAUUUGACACCGCUGCGGCGGCUCCCGCUGGAGGGCUACCUGGUCAAGCCCGUCCAGCGGCUUUGCAAGUAUCCGCUUCUCCUCCGCGAGUUGAUCAAGGCAACGCCACCGGAGGCGCCGGGUCUCGAGCUGCUGAGCAAGGCCCACGCCCUUCUCGACGCGCUUGUCCAGCGGGUCAACGACAACAAACGCGUCGCCGAUGAGCAGCGCCGGCUAGAGCAGUUGCUCGACGCUAUCGACGGCUCCGACUCGCUGCUUCUCUCGGCGGCGCCGUGCGUCAUCCAGGACGGGCUCCUGGUCAAGCGAACCGGCUCAAAGACCGAGGAGCGACUCAUGGUGGUCCUCGACUCGACGCUGCUCUGGGCCAAAAAGUCGCUCGUCGGCCGCAAGACGUAUUCCAUGCGCAAGCACUUUCCGCUCUCGGCCGUUCUUGUCGAGGAUAUGAAGGACACUCCCACGCUUGCCAACGUCUUCCGCCUCCGGACCGCCGAGAAAGAGUACGUGUGGGAGGCGCCAUCCCACAAGGUCAAGAUCGAGUGGAUCCUCAACAUCUCCGAGGCCCGCAACAAGUUCCUUGCCCGCCACAAUAUGCUCCCUCUCUCGGCGCCGCCGUCAUCGUCGGGCCCGUCGUAGCUACGCGCGCCGAUGACGCCGCCGCUUGGCCCAUCCGUCGCGCAGGAGCGAAGCGGUGUGAAGCCCGCCGAAUGGGCUCUCCGGCGCGACGAGCUCGACUGCAAACGCGCUGCUGAGCUCAUCGCUCGCGCACCACUUGUCCAGCCGCUUUCGGAGGCGGUAGCGGCGGUUGGCAAGGUAGGUGUCGAGCGCCGCAAGAGUCAUCCCGGUCUCGGCCAUCAGCGCCUCCUUUUGCCCUGCUGUUGGGUAUGGGUUGUCUGGAUGGUGGAAGAGCCAGCGGGUGACGGCGGCGGCGGCCGACCAUGGGAUCUUCAGCGGGCGCGCAAACGAGAUCUUGGUCUGGACUGCCUUCUCUAUACGAUCCAACAGGACGCCGACCGCGCCGGCAACCAUCCGCGCCGCGCGGUCGAGCGCCGCCCGCCCCGUCCUGUCACUCACAGAGUCCCACAGCUCGCGCAACUGAUUCACCCUCUGCGCAUACUGGACUUCAAGGUGCUUGACUUGGACAAGAAACUCAUCGUUGAGAACUCCAUCGUAGAUGCUGCCUUCUCCGUACACGAUCUCGCCCAGGUCGAGCACAACCAGCUGCUUCGGUGCUGGCUCCAAGGUCGAAGCCAUGUCAAGCUGCCCGCGCCGAGAGCCAAGUGCCACCGCCACUAGCAAGCGAGGCACACGUCGUCCAGCAAUUUCCUUUUAAA
Messenger RNA from Thecamonas trahens ATCC 50062, 3017 nucleotides. RefSeq lists its product as uncharacterized. NCBI's taxonomy places the organism in Eukaryota, Apusomonadida, Apusomonadidae. The record is from RefSeq and is a predicted model, not a curated record. Gene Ontology annotation, biological process: intracellular signal transduction; positive regulation of Rho protein signal transduction. Gene Ontology annotation, molecular function: guanyl-nucleotide exchange factor activity. The transcript has a single exon. Bases 529 to 2319 code for a protein of 596 amino acids.